This is a messenger RNA of Heterobilharzia americana, 1440 nucleotides long. Lineage: Eukaryota; Metazoa; Platyhelminthes; Trematoda; Strigeidida; Schistosomatidae. The record is from the annotation of a GenBank genome assembly.
AUGAAGAAUCCAAGGGCAAAUGUAAAGAAAACCUCUUCUAAAAAUGAUGAAUACCAUCUAACACUACACCGAGUAUUUUCAGUUAUGCCUGUGGAGUUAGCGAAUAAGUUCAUGAAAAAUUUAUGCGAUGAUAUUCAUCUAAAAUUAGAAAUGCAAACAUUUCUAGAAACGUCAGACAUUGUAUUACAGAGACCAAACUUAACAUAUAAAUCGUUACGUAAAAAUGACUUAUUUAAACAGAAAUAUCAAAUAGAACCAAUGAAUUUGAUCAAUAAUAAUCCAAAACAAAUGGAACCGAAAACAUCUUUAUGGGACUCUGCUUUAAUUGACUAUUUUGUAGAAUGCAUAAAAUGGUCAACAACCAAAUGGAUUGAAGAAUUCUACAGGAAGAAAUCAAAUCUUAUUGAGCAUAAAAUACCUAUUUCAAUGUUUCAGUAUCUACCGUCUAUUGAUGACUGUAGUGAAAAAGAAGUUGAAAAACUGAUGUGUUUGUGUACUAGUUUCACUACUGCCUAUAUAUUACUACGCCAUUUACAACUAUGGCAGUUGACAAAUGAAAAUUUGGUCAAACGUCAGACGGAUAUAACUGUCACUGGUAAUGUAAAUGAAGAAGAUGAAAAAAUCAAUACAACUUGUUUAGUUGCAUCGAUUCAAUUUUUCAAAUCAUUAUUCCAAUUUCCACUUGAGCACACCUCAGGUAAAAUCACCAGUCAUAAGGAUAAUAGUGAUGUUAGUAACUUGGUGGAUUUUCAAAACAAUUUCUGUGGUUAUUUAUCAAUUCUCAACUCAACAGCUGGUGAACUGUUAGUUGAGUUCUUCUCAAAGCAUUUUUUAAAUAAGCAUCAUUUAUUGGAGAGGGUAUUUGGACCAUUUACAUCACAAAAUCAAAAACUGAUAAGAAUUCCUUGUCCACUCUAUUUUGAAACUUUAUUGGAAAAAUUUGAAACUAUUGAUUCUGUAUGGCCAGCUCCAUUGUCAGAGGCCGUUCCCCUAGCAUUUGUUUCAAAAUAUCCUCAAUAUUUUUCUGAAAAAGUGACUAAGUGGUUAAAACUUAUAGAGCCAACCGAAGCAGAAAUAGAUUCCGAUAUGAAAACUUCAGAGCAAAGUGAGCAGUUACAAAGAAUACAACAACAACAGUCUGUAGAUGAUGAAAUAGAAAUUAUUAAACCAAGUGAAUUGAAACAAACUGAAGAGUUGCAUUCAAUAUCCUAUGAAAGAUAUCUUACUUCUAUUGAUUCAUUAGAUGUAGAUGAAUUGAAUGCAAUUAUUCAAGUUACUCAAUCUGAAUUAAAUGAUAUUGUGAAAAACUUAUUGGACGAUGUAACCUUUUCUAAUCAAGAACUUUUGGAUAUGAUCAAGGGGAAUGAAAUUGAAUUGGGUAAACAAAUAAUUGAAAGAGCUAAACUUAAAAUUAAUGAAAAAAAUGGCCACAUUAAAUGA